Mustela lutreola (European mink) is the source of this 1308-nucleotide messenger RNA. RefSeq lists its product as uncharacterized. The coding region runs from base 1 to 1167 and encodes 388 amino acids. The record is from RefSeq and is a predicted model, not a curated record. Lineage: Eukaryota; Metazoa; Chordata; Mammalia; Carnivora; Mustelidae. The transcript has 7 exons.
AUGGACCCGCCUUCCGCCGCCGCCGGGCUGCGCGUGGCUGGGCCCGAGGGCAGCCGAGCCUGGGGGAACCCGAGAAGAGGCGCUAAGAGCAGGGCGAAUGCCAGGGCGGAUCACCAGCGGCCCUCCGCCGCCACCGCCGCCACCGCCGAAGGCCUGGGCGCCCCGCUGCCUUCCGACCCUGAGUCCUCCGAUGAGUUCGGGGAGAUACAGCUGAUGAGGGUGAGCAUUUACUCCAAAGAAGGAGGCCAGGCCAAGCCCAGCAGCCCCGAGGAUCCCGGGGACACACCCAGACACUCGAAUUUCCGCAUCAGGGAGAAUUUCCUGCACGUGCCGGGCCCUUUCCUGACCUCGGCUCCCCGAGGAUUCACUUCGGUUGUGGAGAGGCAGGCCAUCGGAGAGCUGGACAUGCCCUCCUCCAAGAAAAUGCAGAGCGUGGUCUGGGGGAAGGGGGAGAGCAGGCCCACCUACCGGGGAGCUACUGCUGUUGCUGCGACUGCUGCUGCUGCUGCAGGCGGCUUGCCCCGGGCCACCUCUAGGAGGAAGGUGACCCAGGAGAAGAAAUCCCUAGGGGGCCCCUCAAGAGUCACCUCGGGGAAAAGCUUUCCUUCCUGGGGGCAGAGAGUCUCGGCAGCUCCCCUGGAACCGGCCACCUUCCCCCCAAUCUCUGGUGUCCCGCUGCUUGGCAAGUCCAAGAAGCAUUCCGUGGGCCCUUGGGGAAACAAACAGCCCAAGCACACGGGGGCCGGGAAGAAAUCGGUGGCCAGGAGGACUCGGGAGGCGGAGGUGGUGGCGUCGGCAGGAGAAGGCACUGACUCAAGCAGAGACGCAUUCCCAAAGGGCCAGCUUCCAAAACAGAGGCCAGGACCAUCUUGUUUGUGCAUGCAUCGUGGAGAAUGCAGCACUGGCGACCUUCAGGCCAGAGCCCCCCAAGUCCCAGGAAGCUCGGAACCCUUGGCUCCGAGCCAGGGAGACGUCCUGCCCAGAGGGCCUGCACCCUCCGGUGACCAGGAGCCACUUGACCAGCCCCCAAGGCCAGAGAGGCAGCAGCCGCCGCCAGCUGGCGCACAGGACUGUCCUCGGUGUCUCGUGCUACAGAGAGAAAUAGACGAUCUCAAAGAGCAGCUUGCGGCCAUGCGGUCCCUGACUGACAAGUUCCAGAGCCUUUGAAGUUGAGCCCAGCAUCUCUGCGCAGGAGGAGCAUCUGGUGCCUUUGGAGCCAGGGAGCUGUGGCCAAGCCGCUUCCCUCCUGUUCGACCUCGGCCAAGACUUCCUCUCCCUGUUCUUUUGCCCCCUCCCCAGCCCCAUUCA